UCCGUUGCGUCGGAUCGUUAGCUUACUGACGUGCCGCAUUUGGUUUAGAAGAAGCCAAAACUCAGAAAGGGAUUUUUUUUGUGAAUAACUGCUUGAAAAAGUGCAUAUCAUCAUUAACUAUAUACCAACGACAGUUAAAAAUGUCAAGCCUUGUAUUCUUUGAUACGUUCUCCCACGAAGCCAGUGAUGUUACAAAGCUUGACCUGGUGCAGUUUCCGAAAGCAGUUCAUGUGAGUGAAGUUCGAGUCAUCCCUCUUGGAGCAAGAGUGAAAGCAGAUUUCCCAGGUGGUGUGAGAUUGGGAGCUACAAAUCCCAGCCAAUUUGUCAUUGACUUCUUUGUGAAUGACCGAGGGAAGCGCGGUGCAACAACAUUUGAAAAUGUAGGCCAGCUACAAUACAAUCAGCAAGGACCAAUUAAAUUGGACUUUGAUAAAACUCCACCAACUGAUGGUCUGCUGCUACGCGGUAGCUACAACACCAUCACACUUGCCGUCUAUGGUACACUAAGUAAAGCCAACCGCGACCCUCCACCAAAAUCUCCACCUCCACCCCCUCCACCUCCAGCACCAGUCUCACCACCUCCAGCUCAGGUCCCCAUCAGGCAUUCUUCAGGGACUAGGGCUUCUGUUUGCAGUCCAGGAAAACGUGACCCUGGCAGUGGUGUUGUUGGCUCGCCUUCUUUGCCACAUCCUUUGCCUGAGAAAGUGAAUCCUAAUGAGAGGAUUAGGGACUGGCUGCAGGACACACAGGUACCGCACUCACCUCUUGAUCUGGACCAAUCUCCAGCAAAAGAAGAUUGGGAGGAGCCUUCAUUUGAUGGCGAGCCAAGUAAAGAUGAAAUAUCUCCGGCUCCUCCUCCGCCAUCGCCCCCUCCUUCCCACACAUCACGUCCCCACUCGCCUCGUUCCCACUCGCCUCGUCCCCACUCACCUCGUCCCCACUCGCCUCGUCUUCACUCACCUCGUCCCCACUCGCCUCGUCCUCACUCACCUCGUCCCCACUCACAUCCUCACUCACCUCGUCCCCACUCACCUCGUCUUCACUCACCUCGUCCCCACUCACCUCGUCCUCACACGCCUCGUCCCCACUCACCUCCACACUCACCAUCGCCCGAGCACCGGUCCCGACCCUCCCACUCUAGAGUGUCGAGUAGCGAGAGAUCCCACAGACGUCGAGAAGAUCGCUCUUCAAGGGAGCACUCAAGAGAUCGCGUGCGCGACAGAUCAGCUGAAAAAAUAUAUGAUCGUUCUGUUGAUAAAUCCCAAGACGCUAUGCUUGAUCGAUCGAGAGAUCGGUCGGAUCGCGAGAGCGAGCGGGCGGGGAGAAGCGGUCGAGAUCGUCGUCGUCGCUCGUCUCGGGAUCGGUCUAGAGAUCACUCGGCGCGGAGGUCUCUCAGUGCUCACAGGUCACAAGCCAUCGAAGGGAAAGAUUAUGGAGAAAUCGAAAGAGAAGAAAUGCAAAGGUCAAGAGUCGGUGGCCGAACACGCGAGAAGAAGGAGAAAAGAUCCAAGGAUGCCAGGAGAAGCAAGGACGAGAAGAGAGAAAAGCGCAAAGCCCACGACAGUGAGUGGGUGGAGGGUGGCAGUCACCGCAAGCAGCAUCACCGUCGCUACAGCUGCGACAGCCUGCAAGAGGCAGGCCCUAGGACGCCUCCUCCCCCGCCACUACCUAUCGCCAGUCCUCACUGGCCUGAGAAAGACGGAGAAGACGAACAACGAGACCUCAAGAGGCAGAAAGUUGACGCUGAAGGCGACGUGACGACGGCGACACAGAGUGCCAUGCUGUUCCCUGAGGAGCACAUGGAGGCUAUCAGCGACGAUGAAGACUUGCCUGACCUCCCGCUAGAAGAUCCUGACGUCAACGGUGCUGCCGAGUUUGCUUCGUCCUCCGUUGCUGGGGCCGCUCUUGCUGCACCAGGCACGACUGAUGCCAUGGACGGGCCUGAAGCUCAGACGACGGCCGGCGCACCAGCAGUGGACCUGGACUUCGAGGAGAUCAUGUCAGACGAAGAGGAGCUCCCCGAGUACCAGGAGUUUGAGGACGAGGCUAACGAGGAGGAAUACAUCGUCGAGGAAUGGGAGGACUGGCUCAAGCCACCGUGUAUUCUCGAAGAAUUUCAGUUCGUAGCUCCCCUCGUACAUUUGUGCAAUCCAGCGCUGACGGCGCAUCAAAGAUUGUUUGCAGCUCAUAACGCCGCGUCUCAUGUGAAUGCCGCUCCUGGAAAUUGUAGUGCUUCCCCUGCUAUUACGAACGAUGGCGUUGCCAUAAAAGCUCUCACUAUAACUGCUGCUGACCCGUCGUCUGGCAUAAGUAGUGCCGUGACAGUAGAUAAUGCGAUGUGUGAACCUAACGGCGCCUCAAGUUCUGUUCCUGCAGAAAGUGAGAUUCAAAGUCAUGAUGUAACAGGAGCUCCUGUUGUAAGUGAAAACAGUGCUGCUCAUGCUAACGGUACAGUUGUUAACAGCGCAUCUGCUGCUGUUACUACUCUUAAAGCUAAUGUCAGCAGCACUCCCCUUGAGCGUUUCACUGACCCACGGGACAAGAAAGAUGGGCCCGCCAGUAAGCUUCUGGCAGCGGUGGCGAGCGGUUAUGUUCCGUCCCUCAACACGGCCGAUGAACAACGCGAGAACUUCGUGCACUCAUGCGAGCAGGUGCUGGCUCUCCUGCCAUCUGCCCUGCACCUCCUGCCACCCCAUCAAAUUAUGGAAUGCGUGUCCACGCUGUGUGGCUGGAUAGCCGCCAGCUUGGAUAUGGAGUGCGCCAUGGCCCAGCCGCAGCCUGUUUAUAAGAUUCGGCACCUGAAGGCUGGCAUCAGGUUGUGCACGCAGCUCUGUCUCUGCAGCGAUGACAUCACUCGGCAUCUGCUCUACCAACUGCCGCUGCUGCACGCUCUCAGGGCACUGUACCUGGAACCUCUCAUGGCCAUCUCUAUCAAGCUGCUCAUCGUCAGAUGUAUUGACAGCAUACUGAGCACCUGUACGGGCGUACAAAUGUUCUUAUCGCUGCAGCCAAAACUGGACCAGACAGGCUACGAGCUGCUGCUGCAGCUGCUGACCGACACCACAAACACUCGAGCCAAGGCCGCUCUAGCGGCUGUGCUGCGCAAGCUUCACCUGCUCGAGGUCGUGGAGAAACUGCGCGAUGACGUGACGGCCCUGCAGUCUCUCGUGCCUCCCCUCACUAUAUUGGACACAGAAGAAACGAAUCAAGACGCACAUGACAUAAAACUACGGCCUGAAGCAAACGUUGAACGCAAGUCUGGACCGACGUGCGCUACUCCUGUGACACUGCCGCCGAGUGGAGGCACGGACGACGAAUGGUGCGCUGCCACUGACAUGAUAGACGUGGACGAUAGCAGCGUUCGAGACGAUGAAAUAGGAGACGAAGCUGAAGAUGAAGAGCCUCCUCGUCCUGUAUUUUCCGUACCACGAGCCCUCAUAUCCUCGAUCACGUCAUGCCUCUCGCGCAUCUUGCACACCUACACUCAUGCCGAGCUGCUGCUGGCUCAGCCGACGAGAUACCUUCCGGCGGGAAAGCAGUUCCAGGUCCCUAGAUGCCCUUACGAUAUCCUGCAAGAGGUGUGGGUAUUGCUGCAGUUGGGUGACCUCGUACCCUCUCUUGCAUAUCUAUGCAACGCUCUCACCUACGAGCUGCAGCUCACUACUCCUAUUCAGGGUAAAAGCGAGAGCUGGCAGGAAGCGUCCGCCGUGCGCGUGGUGUCAUCGCUCGUGUCGCGCCUCAUCACUGCCAUUGCGAGCAGCCCUCGCGGCCUCACUUUUUUUGCCGUUCACCAUCGCCACUCCACGGCUCUAAUUAAGGCUCUACUCAGGACAAUUGACGGCGAUAGUGCGAGUGUCCACGGCCGUAAUGCUCGAGCUUACCAUCUUGACGAAUCUCCUGGAUACCCUCCACUUCUUCCCCAAGACUUGGGUGUUUUACUUAUCGAACAGCUUCAUGUUCUUCAUCAACUAGAUUCUUUGGCCAGUCUCAGUGCUCGGUGGAAUGUCGGUGACUCUUCAGAAAAUGACAGUUCAAAACUAACCGAAGACCAGUCGCAGGUGGUCGGUCGGAGUAACACGAUUGACGUUCAGCAAUCACUCGUUCACUUGAAUGCAUUAGUAGGGAUUAUGUACUCUCAUCGGUCGAAGUUAUCACUUAUAAAGACGCUUGCCACCGGGGACUAUUUGGAUCUACUGAUGCCUUAUCUCAAUCUCCUCGCUCCUAAAGAUUCGGCCGAAUCAGCUCCACAAAAAGCUGCUUGCGUUGGCUAUGCAAUCGAAAUUUUAGCAGCCACGGUCAAGUUUGAUGGAAACGCAACUUUCCUCGAGAAUUACUCCGAGAAGAUAUGCCAGAUCAUCGAAAAUUGGGAGACCCGAGGCGGUCCUCAGCUAGAAGAAGCUGCCAAAUUAUCAGAGCUUUUGCCAUGGCUUUCAAUUAGUAGAAAACGCGAAAGCUUCUCGUACGACAACAUCCCCCAACUUGUGGAAGCAUUCAAAGGCCAACUAGACCAUGUUGAUAAAUUUCCUGGAGAAUUGUUCACACUGCUGCGGAUCAUGGAGAGCUUGGCGAUUCCGCCAAAGCCAACACAACCAGCCGUGGACAACCAAGAGAACGAAGAGGUCAUACAGGAGUUGAAGUAUCAAUAUGCAAUCGUUCAGUUUUUCUCGGCAGACUUGAUUACGCAUCUCAACAGCUUUUUCAUCAAGCUAGCAAAUCUGAAUCCUCAACCUGGUCUGCACGUAGCAAAAUUAGGGGGGUCUCAGGGAGGGCUUUUGGUUUGCCUUCUCCGUCCCGCGCUGACGCUGAUUCAUGCCCUCCUGCAGCAAGUGAUACGCGCUAGAGGAGCUGCCUACCGUGAUUUGUCUAGCGUCCAGCCUCUGUUGUCGACAUAUCUGCUACUCUCGUCCUUCCCCGAGUCCUGUCCGCACUGGGACUCCGCAUCGCCUCUCCAGCGUCUCGUGUUGCAGACGCUGCUGCUCUACACCCAACCGGGACACAUCCCAGACACUCCUUGUGAUGUCAACGCGCUGUGGCCGCAAAUGCUGCUCCAGAUACUAAAAUUCUGCGAUCGCGCUCCUCACACGAUAGUAGCCGGUUUGUGUUUACUGACAGAGCUACUGCCACUUCCUUUGCCAGUGUCUGGCAGGCAACUGACAGCCGGAGAGAAGGAGCGCUACAUUGUUGUUCGUAAAUUAUGGGCCACAAACAUUGCUCCUCUAGGGGAAGAUUUUCAUCAGCUGAUAAUUAACCUUGCGCCUGGUGCUCAUGCCAGCCUCACGUACGCCUUACGCCGCACCAUCGUGGCACUGGCAGAUCUUGCCCCCCAGACUGUAAUGAUUGUUGUACGUCCUCUGCUAGAUUUGUGUCUUCAAUAUCAAAGGCUGGAUGACAGUUAUCGGGAUCUCUCACGAGUAAUGUACACGUUAGCGUCCUUAGCGUCGCACGCCGGUAUCAAGGCGGCGCUGCUUCAUUUGUUUAUGUCGGAGCCGUACUCGGCUCUGCUGUCGCACUGGACGUUCUGCGUUACUGCUGAAGGGGAAGCUGGCACCCAUGUUCGUUAUCCUCGAUGUCUCUUGGUGCUGCAUUUGUGCCGAGCUCAAAACAACCUCCUGAGCGGUUAUGAAGGAUUGCAGUGGGGCGUGCCGUGCCGGGAGCUACUGGCUCCGCUACUAGAGUGUCAGGUGUCGCUGCUGGCUCAGCCUGCCGUGACGCAGCGUCUCUUGCAGCCUCUACUGCUGUGCCUUCUGGACGUCUCCGCGCAUGACUACGGUCUCUUCCACCUCAAAACCGUUCUUGACAAGCGACGAGGCUGCUUGCUACCCGUUCUUCAAAGUCUUGUGAGCGAUCUUCCCAGGUCUGAAGAAGCGCUGGAGACUCUCCAAAUAUUGAUGAAUUUAAUCCAUAGUCUAUUGUAUCCCGACGCGUCAGUGCUACAAGAAAAUGCUGCUCCUCAGUCCAACUGUGAUACACGCGUGCCAGUUCAGUUGCGCUCCAUGGCAGUCUCUGUGGCCGACUUGUGCAAUUAUUUGUCGUGGCCUGGAACUGCUAAGCUGAAGAAUAUCUCGGCUCUUAACCCGGAAUCCAAUGUUGGUUUAAAUGGAGCUCCACACGAUAAAAAUGCAAGCGAUCGUAAUGAAGGUGAAAAUUUGGGAAUCGCUCACAAAGCGGCUGUCUCAACGACUGCUGCGAAAAUCACUUCUAAUGGCGAGAAAGCUACAUUAACUUCACAUCCUCUGCAGUUCCUGGCAGACAUUGUUGUUAACUGCGAGGCUCAUGAGUGCCUCUUGGAGCGUCUGUACGUCGACAUCACUGAGCUGUUAGCGAUGUUGGUCGCCUGCGAUCCUCUUGACUCCUGCGCUCGAGUGAGCGAGGUAACGGAGGAAGAUGGAGGUUGGAUGGGCCGAGGGGGUCGCAGCGUCACCCAACAGUACGACCAGCGUCUUGUGUGCUGCCCGCCGUCCGCUGACCUCGAGUCUCCGAAGCUGUGGCUGCAGUCACCUCCCUCUCUCUACGCUGACGUCUUCGAUGAUCCAGACCACGAUUUGAUCCCCAUGUCGCUGAGCGAGCUCUUGCGGGAUUGCCACGUGAGCGACUUUGACUUGGAGGCGAGUGUGCAGAAAGUACUGAGGGGGCACCAGGCAGGCCUUUCCCCACAAAAGGGCCCAAUGCUAUCCAAAGGGCCUACUAAAUUCAGAGGGAGCUCGAUUCCAACACGAGCAGCCGCAGGCAGAGGCAUCAGGCCAUAUGGUUUUGCAACUCGCGGACUCAACUCGCGCUCGGACCCAUUCCGCUGCCGUCCGCCAAACACUUCUCGUCCACCUUCUUUGCAUGUAGACGAUUUUGUGGCUUUAGAGAGCACGGGACACCAGCCCACAGGACCAACGGGAUACAACAGGAUAUCGUUCGGUCGCGGAAAAAUGAUUUUGGAUGGCAUGCGAGGGCGAGGGAGCCGUGGCAUGACCAGAGGGGAUGGAAGAGGAGGGCCCAUGCCCGGUCGGUUCAUGUACAGGCCCAUGUACAGACCAGACUUCAACAACAGAGGUAUGAUGAACCGAGGUAUGCGCUGGAACUUCAGAGGGGGCGAUGGUGUCAUCAGAAGUGGGCCCAUGACAAUGGCCAGUAAUCAAUACCGCCCUCAGACACCCGGAGGAAUGGGCAUGCGAUUUAUGCGUGGCAGAGGAAUGUUUGCACGUGGAGCUCCAGGGGGCUAUGGAGAUAGAGGUGGUAGACACAUGCGCGGUGGUUUUCACUGAUGUUGUAAUAGUCGGAGUUCUAAUAAUGCAAUGUUUGGUCAGAGAAAAGACGUAGCUUAAAAAUGAAUGUACUAUAGAAUGUUCAAAUGCUAACAAUAAAAUGUUCAAAAACCAGCAUGUUUAAAUCUAAUAGUAAUAAUGGCGUCCUUACUUUCUAUCGACUCUAGUAACAUACUUGACUAUUAAUAUAAAACGUUUGCAGAUCACGAAGUCUUUUCUUUCACUUAUAUAUAGUGAAUAGUUUAUUCAUUAUAGUUAUGCUAAAUCUACGAUAUUUUAAAGUCUAUUCUUUGAUAACUCAAAGCCGCGUUUAUUAUCUCUACGUUAUCAAAUAAAAUAAGAUCACUUCCUUUGUAAAAUAAUAUAAGCUUCCUCUUGAUAUCAGUCUUAAGAGAUUCCUGUAACAAAACCUUCAACCUAUGAUUUCAACAUAUUAAUCCGUUCUAUCAAUCAGCAGCACUCAUGUUGCAAAUUUCUUUUCUAUCGCUUGGCUUGAGGGGUUUUUUCCAUCACCGUUGUCGACAUGGAUGCUUUAAUCUUCUUUGGCCGCGGCGCCCAUUCUUGAGAAGUCCCUGCUGUUGCCGAUUCUUCGACAGGUAAUGGUUCCUCGCUUUCCAAUCUCUGAAACAUAAUUAAAAUUGUUCUUGACUGA
Messenger RNA from Hyalella azteca, 7905 nucleotides. RefSeq names its product protein virilizer (gene vir). Lineage: Eukaryota; Metazoa; Arthropoda; Malacostraca; Amphipoda; Hyalellidae. Gene Ontology annotation, cellular component: RNA N6-methyladenosine methyltransferase complex. Bases 141 to 7253 code for a protein of 2370 amino acids. Gene Ontology annotation, molecular function: RNA binding. The transcript is spliced from 29 exons. The record is from RefSeq and is a predicted model, not a curated record.